AGCGAGGCAACUAUUUCGGCCAUUACCAUCACUGAGCCUGCGCACUCCGACAAAGCCAUCCGCACCGACAGAUCUGCGUCCACAACAGAAUGGCAUCUGUCGGGCGAAAUACGAAGACUGGAGAAUCUGGAGGUGGACGGCAAUGAACGACCAAGGUCAUUAGGCAUCUCUUGGACCGAUCUCACUGUGAAGGGCAUCACCGCUGGUUCAGCAUUCAACGAGAAUGUGCUAUCCCAGUUCAACCCAUUCCACAAAACCCCCAAUCGUGAUCUGAAGACUAUCAUCGACAAUUCACACGGAUGUGUCAAGCCUGGAGAGAUGUUGCUGGUCCUAGGCCGUCCUGGAGCUGGCUGUACAACUCUACUCAAUGUCCUCGCCAACAAUCGCCAUGGCUACGAAGAAGUCACCGGAAACGUCAGCUUCGGAAACAUGUCUUCCAAGGACGCAAAAGCAUAUGGCGGUCAAAUUGUGGUGAACACCGAGGAGGAGGUCUUCUUCCCAACGCUAUCAGUCCAGAACACUAUUGAGUUUGCCACACGGCUAAAGUCCCCUCGCCAUCUUCCAGCAGGAUACCAGACGAAAGAGCAGUAUGCGCAAGAAUACAAAAAGUUCUUGCUCGAAUCAGUCGGCAUCUCCCACACAGCGAAGACUAAAGUGGGUGAUGCUUUCAUCCGCGGCGUCUCUGGUGGCGAGAGAAAGCGCGUGUCGAUUCUUGAAUGUCUUGCUACACGCGCGAGUAUCUACUGUUGGGACAAUUCAACUAGAGGCCUUGACGCAAGUACGGCCCUCGAGUACAUCAAAGCGAUUCGAGCCAUGACCAAUAUUCUUGGACUCUCUAGUAUUGUCACAUUGUACCAAGCAGGCAACGGAAUCUACGAGCAAUUCGACAAGGUGCUCGUCCUUGACGAGGGCAAGCAAAUCUACUACGGGUCUUGCCAGGACGCAGUUCCCUUCAUGGAAGACCUUGGCUUCGUCUGUGUCAAUGGCUCAAACAAGGGUGACUUCUUGACUGGUGUGACAGUCCCAACCGAGCGCAAGAUUGCCCCAGGGUACGAGAACACAUUCCCUCGCACAAACGGAGAGAUAGCUGCGGCAUACGAUCGAUCUCAAAACAAGGUACACAUGUUUGAAGAAGCGUUGAGCUAUGCGGAGAGUGAAGCAGCAAAAGUCGACACUAUGGCCUUCCGAGACUUGGUCGCCAGAGACAAGCACCGAGGCAUUCGAGACUCACCUGUCUCUGCAAACUUCUUCGAGCAGGUACAGAUCACGACCAUCAGACAAUAUCAAUUGUUAUGGGGAGACAAGUCAACCAUGAUCAUCAAACAAGCUGCGACCCUUGUGCAAGCACUGAUUGGUGGAUCGCUCUUCUACGCUGCUCCUGCUAACAAUCUCGGCCUUUUCAUCAAAGGUGGCGCCAUCUUUUUCUCAACUCUGUACCAUGCUUUGCUUGCUCUCGGCGAGGUGACGGAUUCUUUCACAGGCAGACCCGUCCUAGCAAAACACCGCUCUUUCGCUCUGUAUCAUCCGGCAGCCUUCGUCAUUGCCCAGGUGGUCGCUGAUCUACCCAUCAUGUUGUUCCAAGUUGGGCAAUUCAGUAUUGUGCUUUACUGGAUGGUUGGCCUCAGAGCUACUGCUGCUGCAUUCUUCACGUUCCUGGUUAUUAGUUACAUGAACGCCCUGACUAUGACACAGUACUUCAGAGCUGUCGGCGCUGCCUUUCCAACAUUCGACGCUGCUACAAAGGUCUCCGGUCUUACUUUUGUGGCAUUAUUCAUAUACAUGGGCUAUAUGAUUGCAAAACCUGUCAUGCACCCGUGGUUUNNGAUCAAUCCAAUGGCCUAUACCUUCGAUGCACUCAUGUCGACUGAAUUUCAUGACACUCAGAUGCCAUGUGUUGGCCCGAAUCUCAUUCCAAAUGGUCCUGGGUACGGAGGGAUUGCGGGUGGACAAUCUUGUGUCGGCGUCAUUGGCGCUGAGCAAGGCGCUACUAGCUUCUCGGGCGACUCGUAUCUUGCUGGCCUGUCGUAUUCCCAUUCGCAUGUUUGGCGCAACUUUGGCAUUCUGUGCUCAUGGUGGGUGUUCUUCAUCGCCAUCACGAUCUUUUUCACUUCUAGGUGGAAGCAGGUCGGCGAAGGAGGCCGCAAGCUACUGAUUCCUCGAGAAAGACAGAACAAAGUGACACAUCUCUUGCAACCUUGUGAUGAAGAGUCUGCUCAAGUCUCAGAGAAGGAGACGGAUACUGGUUUUGAAUCGGAUGAUAACAUGGAGUCGGAUUUGAUUCGCAACAGGAGCAUUUUCACCUGGAAGAACCUCACCUACACCGUGAAGACCCCGGACGGCGAUCGCGUACUCUUGGACAAUGUGCAAGGUUACGUCAAGCCAGGCAUGCUCGGUGCCCUCAUGGGCUCGUCGGGCGCGGGCAAAACCACUCUGUUGGACGUCUUGGCCCAACGCAAGACCCAAGGCACGAUCACCGGCUCCGUCUUGGUUGACGGAAGGCCUAUUCCUAUCUCCUUCCAGCGCUCAGCUGGCUACGUGGAACAACUCGACAUUCACGAGCCUCUAGCGACGGUUCGAGAGGCCCUUGAGUUCUCAGCUCGGUUGCGCCAAUCUCGCGACACGCCUGACGAGGAGAAACUACGCUACGUUGACACGAUCAUAGAUCUCCUCGAGUUGUCUACUCUCGAGCACACUCUCAUCGGCUCUCCAGGCUCCGGCUUGUCAAUAGAACAACGCAAGCGUUUGACCAUCGCUGUGGAAUUGGUUGCUAAGCCUUCGUUGUUGCUAUUCCUGGACGAACCUACAUCCGGCCUGGACGGUCAAGCUGCCUUCAAUACGGUGAGGUUCCUCCGAAAACUUGCAGCAGCGGGUCAAGCUAUCCUAGUCACCAUCCACCAGCCGUCAGCUCAACUGUUUGCACAAUUUGACAAAUUGCUUCUCCUUGCGAAAGGCGGCAAGACUGCCUACUUUGGCGAUAUUGGCGAUGAUGCUGAGACUAUCAAGGAGUAUCUGAGCCGCAAUGGUGCACCCUGCUUACCAGAAGCGAACCCGGCCGAACACAUGAUCGAGGUUAUCACUGGCUCAGGUGAACAGGAUUGGAGCCAAAUCUGGCUUGAAUCUGACGAGCACAAACAUCUAUCGAUUGAGAUUGACGACAUGGUCUCACAAGCCGCAUCUAAUCCCACUACCGUUAGUGACGACGGCAACGAGUUCGCUGCUUCGAUGUGGACGCAGACUAAGCUUGUGACGCAGCGCAUGAACAUCUCUCUUUACCGCAAUACAGAGUAUGUGAUGAACAAGUUCGCCAUGCACGUUCUUCUAGCUCUUCUGAAUGGAUUCACUUUCUGGAUGAUCGGAGACUCACUCAACGACCUCCAACAGAAUCUAUUCACCGUUUUCAUCCUUAUCUUUGUGUCGCCGGGUGUUAUUGCACAGCUGCAGCCGCUCUUUAUUGAUAGGAGGGAUAUCUUUGAGGCAAGAGAGAAGAAGAGUAAGAUGUACCACUGGGGUCCGUUCGUCACUGGCUUGAUCGUCUCGGAGUUCCCAUACCUGAUCGUAUGCGCUCUGUUGUACUAUGUUUGUUGGUAUUUUGCUCCCGGGCUAGACACUUCGCCAUACUCUGCUGGCAGUGUCUUCUUUGUUAUCGUAAUGUACGAAUUCCUCUACACGGCCAUCGGACAAGCAAUUGCAGCAUAUGCGCCCAACGCCGUUUUUGCCUCGCUGGUCAAUCCGUUGGUGAUUGUAACACUUGUUUCUUUCGCCGGUGUCGUCGUGCCAUACAGUCAAGUCCAGCCUUUCUGGAGAUACUGGCUCUACUACCUUGACCCGUUCAACUAUCUCAUGUCCAGCCUAAUGGUCUUUACAACCUGGGACAAACCCGUGGUCUGCAAACCCCACGAAGUCGCUCUCUUCGAUCCCCCAACCGGCCAGACCUGUGCCGAGUACCUGUCAGCCUACCAAAGUGGCAUGGGUGUGGCAACAAAUCUGCUCAACCCUAAUGACACUUCUGCUUGCCGGGUGUGCCAAUACUCGACCGGGGCAGAUUAUUUACACACGCUCAAUCUAGAUGACAAGUAUUAUGGUUGGAGGAACGCGGGCUUGGUGGUGGUGUUUGUUUUUGGCAUGUAUGGGCUUGUGUACCUUUUGAUGAAGUUGAGGACUAAGCAGACCAANAAGGCGGAGAGU
This is a messenger RNA of Aureobasidium uvarum, 4185 nucleotides long. NCBI's taxonomy places the organism in Eukaryota, Fungi, Ascomycota, Dothideomycetes, Dothideales, Saccotheciaceae. The record is from the annotation of a GenBank genome assembly.